This is a messenger RNA of Labeo rohita (rohu), 1621 nucleotides long. It is a transcript of the gene gabrp, whose product is annotated as gamma-aminobutyric acid type A receptor subunit pi. Gene Ontology annotation, cellular component: synapse; GABA-A receptor complex; neuron projection. The record is from RefSeq and is a predicted model, not a curated record. Gene Ontology annotation, biological process: nervous system process; chemical synaptic transmission; signal transduction. NCBI's taxonomy places the organism in Eukaryota, Metazoa, Chordata, Actinopteri, Cypriniformes, Cyprinidae. Gene Ontology annotation, molecular function: neurotransmitter receptor activity; extracellular ligand-gated monoatomic ion channel activity; GABA-A receptor activity. The transcript has 9 exons. Bases 230 to 1621 code for a protein of 463 amino acids.
AAACUAAACGAGAAGCUAAAGUUGUAGUUCUUAGUUUUCCAGGCAUAACAUAAAUGCUCAAUUAUAAGAAAUCCAGAAGUCUAAGACAUUUCAACAGGCUCAAUUACAAGAUUUUAUUCUCUAAUUUGUAUAAUCCCUGGAAAAAGCAGUGUGUGGGGUGACAAGAUAGGACCAUCAGAGGAGCUAGUGCCUGGCCAUAAUCCAUCUUUGAUGGGAAUGUUUUAACAAAAUGUUUUUCUUAAAUCCUCUUCACAGCCACCGCUCAUCUGUAUCACAUUAUCACAGAAUGCUGUUCUAUCUUCUAUUCUGGACGAGUCUAUUUCUUUUGAUUACAAACGGUGAAAGAGGAUUUUAUGGGAAUCAUUAUGGCGAGUGGAAUGAUUCGCAACUGCAGCCCACCAUACAGAAGCUGAUGAAAGGCUACAAUCGAUACCUAAGGCCAAACUUCAACCAGGGGCCUGUUGAAAUUGGAAUGAGUUUGGAUAUUGCCAGCAUUGAUGCCAUCUCUGAGAUUAACAUGGACUACACAGCCACUAUCUUCCUAAGACAACGAUGGCGAGAUUCCCGCCUUGUUUUCCCUGGAAAUGAAAGUCUGAGUUUGGAUGGACGGCUGGUUUCUUUGCUGUGGAUCCCCGAUACGUUCAUCCCUGAUUCUAAGCGCUCCUUCCUCCAUGAUGUAACGGUGGAGAACCGUCUGAUCCGCAUCUUCAGCAACGGCACUGUGCUCUACGCUCUUCGCAUAACAGCAACCAUCGCCUGCAACAUGGAUCUCACCAAGUAUCCUAUGGAUAAACAAGAGUGUACUUUGCAAUUAGAAAGCUGGGGCUAUAAUUUACAGGAUGUGGUGUUUUACUGGACCCGAGGGAAUGACUCAGUGAAGGGGUUAGAUACACUGCGUCUGGCCCAGUACAGUGUGGAGAGCUACUACACAUCUGUAUCUGAAGCUGUGUACGAAACAGGUUUUUACCCGAAGCUCGUGCUGCACUUCUCCUUACGUAGAAAUGUGUUGUUCUUCAUUCUGGAGACCUAUGUGCCCUCAACACUGCUGGUGGUUCUGUCAUGGGUGUCUUUUUGGAUCAGUCAGUCCUCCGUUCCAGCUCGCACCUGCAUCGGGGUGACCACUGUUCUUACCAUGACCACACUAAUGAUGGGCGCCAGGACCUCACUUCCCAACGCCAACUGCUUCAUUAAAGCUAUCGACGUCUAUCUCGGCAUCUGUUUCACCUUCAUCUUUGGUGCUCUGCUGGAAUACGCCUGCGCUCAUUUCUGCACCAUGCAGCACCAGACCAUUGUAGAUGUGCAAAGGGAGCUACUCAAAGAAUUCGAGGAGUCAAAUGGUACGACUCACAUGGCAAAUUCAAUAUCACCCAAAAAGAUGCAGACAGAAGAAUCCACUCAGCAGGAGACAUCUGAGCAAUCUGUUACAUGCGAAGGGAAUGAGGACACAGACAAGAACCAGAAGGGGUGCGGUUUGUCCUCCGUAAAGCAAAUGUCCCGCCGAGCAGCAUCCAUGAUGAGUGUCGAGAAUCCUAACAACAUCGACAGACAUGCACGUGUAUUUUUCCCCAUGGUAUUUCUCCUGGUCAAUAUUUUCUACUGGCUCUACUACCUUUUAUUCUAA